CGGUAUCCUUGGAUCGUAUCCGUGCUUUUGCGAUUUAACUUCGUCCUUUUCUUUGCUUUAUUGUACAUUAUUGUUUUUUCUCAUUCUAUCCCACCACUCUACUGUUUUUGCAUUCAACUCUCACAACCUCGUGUCUUCCAACUGCAGAUAUGGGUCCAACAUCUCCAUGAAUAUUUUGUCGUCGGAAUCGCGAAGUACUCGGAUAGUGUCUUGCCCAGAGCUUCGUGAUAAUGCUACGUAGAGGUUAAACAACAUAAGUUUUCCUCCUGUCGGAUAUCUACGAUCACGUGGGGUAUCGUUUGUCCUUGGGAUCGGUAGUCAGCAAACAUGUCUGCCGCCGUCAG
Molecule: messenger RNA, 344 nt
Organism: Ramaria rubella
Lineage: Eukaryota; Fungi; Basidiomycota; Agaricomycetes; Gomphales; Gomphaceae
Source: the annotation of a GenBank genome assembly